AUAAAAUAAAAAUAAUUAAAAAAGUACAAAAAAAAAAUGUCUUCAAUCAUCAGCAUCACAAUAAUCGCCGCAGCCCUCCUUGCGAUGAUGUCGCUCCCAGCAGAGGCUCGCAUGCUCCCAACGCGCUCAAACGAAGAUCAAUUAGACAAAUUAAGGGAGUUGUUGAGAGAUAUCCUCGAAACUGACGACUCGCAUCCAAAAAUAUCGAAUUCGUUAGUGGAGAAACGCAGCGGCUACGACCGUGACUUGGAUUUCCUGUACAAAGAUUAUCCGCCGCACGCUCUGAAUGACUUGCGAUACUUGUCCUACUACAAAAAGGGACUCCCAUUGCGACUUUAUGGCUUGAUGAAGAACGGCGACGACUAAAAUCGCCCAGCAACGAUGAAUUUUUGUACAUAAAUUUUGCGUGCGCGACAAAUACGUGGUUUCAGUGCCCUUAAAAAAAAGUAAAAGAGCAGCUUUCAGAUACAAUAACAAAAAAAAAUUUAUCACUUUUCCCACUUCUUCUAACUUUCUCGCGAAAAUGAAGAGAAUGCUGACCAAAAUUUGUAAAUAUUUCGAAUUUCUUAAAAUUAAGGCUGGAGUUGGCAUUUUCUUCAUUUCCACAAAAAAAUGAACUUUUAACCUCUAAAUAUUUCUUUAUCGAGUGUUUAA
Molecule: messenger RNA, 654 nt
Organism: Culicoides brevitarsis
Lineage: Eukaryota; Metazoa; Arthropoda; Insecta; Diptera; Ceratopogonidae
Exons: 2
Coding region: 37-366 (109 amino acids)
Source: RefSeq, a predicted model, not a curated record